Messenger RNA from Rhizophagus irregularis DAOM 181602=DAOM 197198, 1324 nucleotides. The record is from RefSeq and is a predicted model, not a curated record. NCBI's taxonomy places the organism in Eukaryota, Fungi, Glomeromycota, Glomeromycetes, Glomerales, Glomeraceae.
CUCACAAAUUAUGCUAAAGUAACAAAUUUAAGAAUUCAUCAAACCAAAUGUGGUAAACAAUUUCUACAAUUUCCGCCAAGUCAUCAUCAUUGUAAGAAAUAAACAUUUAGUAAUCAUGUGGUGUAUAUGAAAGGAAAAUUACGUGAUUUACGUCUUUUUCAAUGAUUUCUUGAUAAUCCAACAGAUAUAAAUACUAGGUCAUUUUACCGUCCUCGGAACCUCUCAAGACCUUUGCAUCUUUCGCAAAAAUCUUCUUUUAUCAAAAUGGCUUCCCAAGUACCAUUACAAAUAUCAAACACAACAACAACCAAUUUGAGCUCGGUUGACGCUCGAGGAGGCCUACGCAAGAGUUUUCCUCAUUGUAUCGCUAAUAACCUUCCCAAAGAAACUGUAAAAUCUGUAAUUGAUAAUAUCUUUAAAAAAACUUCUGGCAAAGACGCAACAUCAGUUUAUACGUCUUCAGCCGAAUGGAUUCAAUCACUUUCCACCUCAAUUGCUAAUGAACUCUCCGCAAACUUUAAUGUUCCUGCUGAAAAUUUCUCAGAAUCCUCCACAAAAAUUGCUAAUGUUGUUUCUGGUAUAGGAAAUGGAACUUGGUCAUCUGGUAUUACACCUAUUAAUGCAAUUAAGGAUCUUGAAACAAAUGUCCCGUUGUAUAUUUCCGAUUACUUUGAUCAAUUGUCUGGUUGGUCAAGAGAACAUGUUUUCGACGAACAAAAAGCUAGAAUUGGAAGCAUUAUUUCCGGUUUAAAUAGUUCAAGUAAACCUUACCCUGCAGCAAGCCCUCAUGGUCCCGAAACCGCUUUAUCCGGAAAAUAUGUGAAAAUUAACUGGAAGCUAUCCGCUGCUAACGUUGACCGCCCAUUUAACAUCAGUCCAGGCACUGCUUCAUUUAGUUCGGAAGCUGAACCAAGUAGCGGUGAAGUUUACAGAUACUUUGCAUUCAUUGAUUCUAGCAAGCUAGCCAUUUCAAUGGAAAAAGAUGGUUCAAUCAAGAAAAAUCUUUACAAUUUCACUGAUCCUUCACAGCUUUGGAGAAUUGAUAACUACGGAAACUUUUAUGCGUUGUAUAAUAAGAAAUAUGGAGCAUAUCUAGGAAAAAGCCUUAAAGCGAAUAAAGAAAAACCCGACAACAACUGGCAUGAAUCUGCAGUUUAUCUUGUUGAGAAUGAUGAGCACACUUAUUCGAUUGGAUACACGCGUAAUAAUAAACAGCUUGACUCUGCUGAUAUAUUGAGAAAUCUUACCCUUGGUAAAAUUUAAUUUUAACGUUAUAAAAAAUGCAUUUUACUCAUUAUAUUUAAAUAAAAACUUUUUUUCUUUU